Drosophila innubila is the source of this 762-nucleotide messenger RNA. RefSeq lists its product as uncharacterized. The record is from RefSeq and is a predicted model, not a curated record. NCBI's taxonomy places the organism in Eukaryota, Metazoa, Arthropoda, Insecta, Diptera, Drosophilidae. The transcript is spliced from 3 exons. Bases 1 to 762 code for a protein of 253 amino acids.
AUGGAAGGCGCUGCAGAAAUGCCACAAUUGCCACUGCGCAUAGAAGACACAGCACUCCGCCACAGAAUACGCGAGUAUGCACGACAGCAGCGCAGGGAUUUGCGCACAAACACAAUGGAUGCACUGCGUUUUCACUUGGGCCAAAUCAAGGAUGAAAUUCUCACGCCUUUCUCAAUCAAUGAAAAUAUCACUGUAUUUGCGGGAGUUCAAGGCGCCACUCAGGUGAUUGUCAAGGAGCUAACAGGUGCCCAGGUGCAGCGUCAAGUUGAAGCCGCCGAAUGCCUGUGCAAUCUUUCGCUGGGAGAAGCAUAUGUCUGUGAGAAGAUUACAAAUUUGGCGGGCAGCUAUUUGGUCACCUAUUUGAACAGUCAGGAGCCGCGCCUGAAGCGCAGCUGUCUCUGGACAUUGGCUAACAUACUGGCCAGCUGCAGAAAGUCCGCCAAAAUGCUGCUUCAAAUGCAGCUGGCCACUAAGCUGUGGAAACUGUACACAGCACCGAUAACAGAUGUCCAGGAUUAUCAAGAGGAUGCGGGCAUCUGUCUGUAUCUAAUAGGAAUGCAUGCAGCAGCUGAAGUCACCGUCGAGGAUCGUCGCUAUAUAGCUGAGCAUCUGCAGGAGAAGCUGCCAACGGAUCCGGGUGCAGAUUACUAUAUGUACAUCGUAUUUCAGCUGGAUAUUGUUGGCUUGAAACAGGACUUUUGUGCUCCACACCAUCAGCAUUUGAUGCACUUUUUUUAUGAACAAUGUGGAGUUGGAUUAUAA